Molecule: messenger RNA, 1341 nt
Organism: Macroventuria anomochaeta
Lineage: Eukaryota; Fungi; Ascomycota; Dothideomycetes; Pleosporales; Didymellaceae
Product: DUF1776-domain-containing protein
Exons: 2
Coding region: 1-1341 (446 amino acids)
Source: RefSeq, a predicted model, not a curated record
AUGUCCGCCGACGACUCGCACCUCCUGGGUGUGCUUACGGACUACACAAAAGACGUACGGAACUUCACAGGAUCAAUAUGGGACGCCAGCGACCGACACUUUGCCAACGUAGCCGGCUAUGUGAAGCGACACGUCCCCGAGCACUGGCUGCCUGAGUAUGCGCGACCGCCCCCGCCGCCUCCUCCACCACAUCGUGUGACUGGUGCCUACAUCGAGCGACUCCAAGACUGGGUAUCAAGGAACCGCGCACUCACUGCAGCAAUCGUCGCAUUCUUUGGCACAGGGAGCUACAUGCUAUGGAGGCAGAAUAGGUCUCACAACCGCAAGAGGAGGGCGAGGCGAGCAAGCAAUGGAGCCAGGCGAGAGGUCGUGGUGAUUGCUGGGCCGCCAAAUUCGCCCAUCACGCGGUCGCUGUCACUAGAUCUUGAGCGCCGCGGCUUCGUCGUAUACAUCGUGUGCUCGAGCAUGGACGAGGAACAACAGGUCUUGAGUGAGUCGAGAGCAGAUGUCAGGCCGCUGCACCUUGACGUUGCAGAUACCAUGGGUACAGAAGAAGCUAUGGAGCGCUUUCACACCAUGCUCACAAGGCCACAUGUCGCCUUCCAGGGUGCAAGUCCACACAACCUAAACCUACGAGGCGUCGUGCUUGUGCCAGACUUGAUUUUCCCUUCAGGACCGAUAGAGACCGUUCACCCUGAGCUAUGGUCGGAUGCCCUGAAUGCCAAAGUACUGAACACAAUAGCAGUGACGCAGGCGCUGCUCCCGACCAUCUGUCAGUUCAAGUCAAGGGUACUCAUGCUUACCCCAAGCAUCGUUGCGUCAUUACGGCCGCCGUUCCACAGCGUCGAGACUACGGUCGUGUCUGCGCUCGAGGGUUUCCUUGCGACUUUAAGAGGAGAGCUUAGGACCCUGAGUAUCGAUGUCAUACAAUUCCAUCUCGGGACAUUUGAUUUUUCAAAUGUCGGUCCGAAACACCAACUCCAAACAAAAGCAGCUCCAAACCCGCAUGCCUGGCCCACAACUACACGGCAGCUGUAUGCUGAUAACUUUGUAAACCACACACGGGUAGGGCAGAGUCGAGGGUUGUUCAAUCAGAAUAGUCAUGGCACCUCCUUACGUGAACUGCACAACGCUGUCUUCGACGCAGUGACCCAGAAACGUCCACGCAAGGUCUGGUGCGUUGGCCGCGGUAGUGUGACCUAUGGACUUAUAGGAGACUGGGUACCAUCCAGUCUGGUAGAUUGGAUGAUGGGCCUGAGACGUGUGUCGCUCGACACAGCAUCCAAGCCGAAGUUGGAGGACAGCGUGCAGUCGUGGGAGAGAGUCGAGGCUGUUGCGUGA